AAAAUUUGUCCGUCCUGCCGAGAACGUCCACAACGAUUUGUACGUGGCUGGGGGAUGAUGGGGUGUUGCAGCCGGGUACAUCUGGAGACCGAAAGACGGUGCGGGAGCGUUUCUGUGCCCGUGGAGAAGCAGCCAGACCUUCCCACGAUUCCCUCCGGGGAUCAACUCGCGUUGAAAUCGCAGCGGGCGGAGGGAAGAGGAAAUCGCUUCCAUCAAAGAUACCCGACUACGCCCCGCUAGCUUCUUUCGGCUGACUGGAACUCCGCCCGAAGCGACCAUUUGAACGUCAAGAAGGCAGCAAGAGCUUGAAGUUGCUAGCUAGGCAGGGAGCGCACCAACUUCGGAUUUAUAAGCGUGGCUCCCUUAACCCAACUUUAGAAAAUCGGUCCGCGUCUCCCUUUGCAAUCGUGCAUCUCCUCUUCCAGCCUUUUUCUGCAAGACCAUGGCCGACGACGCUGGUAGGUUCCGGAUCCUGGUGCAACUGGUACAGUACAACAGGGCCCGGCGGCUACCACGUGAACAUGCGUCCCUACCUCCUGCGACACUCUGUGAUACCUCUGCAAUGCUCCAGCUGCUUGGCGGAGCGUCAUGCAAGUGCUGUACACUCCAUGAGCAUGCACGGAACUGCCAAAGAGCUUAAAUACAGGAACCAUUUGGAUGGAAAUGAUACUUGUAAAAAAUCAGUUGAAACAUCUACUUUUCUACAUUUUUCGCUUAUUCCAUCAGUUGUCAUCAUUUUGAUUCUGGCAUGUCUUGAAAAGAGAAGAAAAAGAUUCUGGUUUGAUGACAGAUAUCCCAAAUGUCCAAGACGUUGUGGGUUACUGCUCCCAAUGGAGUUUCACAGCUCAAUCAACAACCGAUGGUCUUUGGCAUUUGCAUUUGGUGCUACUGCUGAUAAAGUCAUGUUUCUAUUUGAGAAUGACUUCUUUCCAGAGGGACUUCCUGAAUUGGCUAAAGUAUUUUGGAUCCUCCUCACGGCUUUUGAAGUGGGCAUCUCCUCAUACCCUUUCUUUGUUUGUCUUUUAACAAAACAUGAAGUUGUAGGAGCAAUCUUGGGAUUUCUUUACACAGCAGCUUGGGCAGUUGCCACGAUCUUCGACAUUUUAGACUGCCCCGGUGAUGAAGCUCAUUUUGGAACGUACAGUGACCCAAUUCUGAUGUGGCCAUCCGUGCUGUUCCUGUUCCUUCUGCUAGGACGUUUCCUUUGUAUUUUUGUGAGAGCAGUGAGAAAUUCAUCUGUACAGAACCAAAAUGACAAAGAUUCUCUUAUGGAAGAAUACCAGUCGCAGUAUGUCCAGCAAUUGCUGAGAAAACCUGUGCUUGGGAAUCCCAAGAAAAACUGGUUUCAGAGAAAGCUAUAUCAGUGGGACCCCUACUUUAAAUUCCCCACCAGAAUAAUCAGCACAAUUGUCAUUAUGUUCCUAUGUCUUUACAUGGAAUUUGGAUUGUUACUACUGUUGUUUCUUCUGCCACAUGCAUUGGAUAUGCAUUUAACAUCUUAGUCUGCUACAGAAGACAAAUUAAAUUGUUGAGAGCAGGCAAAAGGUACCUACUUGUGUCAGAAUCUAUGAAAGUUUCAUCUGCUCAAAGUGUGGAUAUCUAAUCAUGCAUUUGGUGCAGUGGUUAUUUGGAAUGAUACUUAUGUAUAUUUUGAUUUUACCCAUGAUACAUGGCG
This is a messenger RNA of Thamnophis elegans (Western terrestrial garter snake), 1675 nucleotides long. Its product is annotated as stimulated by retinoic acid gene 6 protein-like. The coding region runs from base 522 to 1502 and encodes 326 amino acids. Lineage: Eukaryota; Metazoa; Chordata; Lepidosauria; Squamata; Natricidae. The transcript has 13 exons. The record is from RefSeq and is a predicted model, not a curated record. Gene Ontology annotation, biological process: vitamin A import into cell. Gene Ontology annotation, molecular function: retinol transmembrane transporter activity; signaling receptor activity. Gene Ontology annotation, cellular component: plasma membrane.